GGCAGUGUCUGCCCCUUGCAAUGCUUGGAUUUCCUUCCUCAAAAGGCAGCCUUCGAUGAUCUGAAAUUCAAGUUCCAGCAGGCAUCCUGUACUGUAUCUGUCAGCCCUGCCACCCGAGUGGUCUGAAAGCCCUGGAAGAGACCGCGGUUAUCACAGGAGAACACUUUCCAUGGGGAGCACGCAGCAAGCUCCAGAAUAAGCGCUUAAAAUCCGCGUCUCAGUCAACACUGCAAACCUUCCAACAAAGUCUUACACCGAAAAGGACCCUGCUGAGCUGAGGGCUGAAGCCCCAGGUCCUGGGACCCUUGGAAACAGCCCGCGGGCCAGGAGCUGCUGUGGACCGUGAAGGUGUAGGGCCUAGGCACUUCCCAAGCAAGACACGAUGCUCCCGCAGAGGAAUCUUCCCGGGAGCAAGCCAGGAGUCCUGGGCUCAAAAUCACCCUCGGCAAGACCAAGGCCUCUGAGCGAGCCACUGCCUGCCCAUCGCUUCCUUCUUGUCACAUGGAAAGGGAAACUCACCGCGGGGCCAGUGUUUACUGAGGGGCCGCUUCCAUCACAGACCUGACAGCACAUUCGAGAAAAGUGCGAGGAAAACAGGAGUUAUUUAUAAAAAUGUAAAGCAGAAGAGAAUACUGGGACCAGUGGCACAAGCAGGAACCAGGAAGUGACAGUGUGCCCAGCCUCUCACCUGACCCUGGACAGGGAUAUAAAGAGCCCGGGCUCAGGGGGCUCCACACCUGCACCUCCCUCUCACCUGCUCCUCUACCUGCUCCACCCUCAAUCCACCAGAACCAUGGGCUGCUGUGGCUGCUCCGGAGGCUGUGGCUCCGGCUGUGGAGGCCUUGGCUCCGGCUGUGGGGGCUGUGGCUCCGGCUGUGGAGGCCGUGGCUCCGGCUGUGGGGGCUGUGGCUCCGGCUGUGGAGGCUGUGGCUCCGGCUGUGGGGGCUGUGGCUCCGGCUGUGGGGGCUGUGGGGGAUGUGGCUCCGGCUGCUGUGUGCCUGUCUGCUGCUGCAAGCCCAUGUGCUGCUGUGUGCCAGCUUGUUCCUGCUCCAGCUGUGGCAAAGGGGGCUGUGGCUCUUGCGGGGGCUCCAAGAGAGGCUGUGUCUCCUGUGGGGUGUCCAAGGGGGCCUGUGGCUCCUGUGGGGGGUCCAAGGGGGGCUGUGGCUCCUGUGGGGGGUCCAAGGGGGGCUGUGGCUCCUGUGGGGGGUCCAAGGGGGGCUGUGGUUCUUAUGGCUGCUCCCAGUGCAGCUGCUGUAAGCCCUGCUGCUGCUCCUCAGGCUGUGGGUCAUCCUGCUGCCAGUCCAGCUGCUGUAAGCCUUACUGCUGCCAGUCCAGCUGCUGUAAGCCCUGUAGCUGCUUCUCAGGCUGUGGAUCAUCCUGCUGCCAAUCCAGCUGCUACAAGCCCUGCUGCUGCCAGUCCAGCUGCUGUGUCCCCGUGUGCUGCCAGUGUAAGAUCUGAGGCUCUGACUGCAGACUGCAGGUGGCCUGACUGGUGAAGGGCCCGUCUGCCCAGCUUCCUUGCCCUGGGUUCUCUGGUGCUCCACUGUCUCCACUGUGUCCUCACUGGCUUCAUCCACUCCACACCAGUGCUUCCGAAACUGACUGAGGACCCCUUCUGGCUCAUUGCCUACUACUUCUCCUGAACUUCCUCUCCCUGCUCCUCACUCAUUUAAGAUCCAAAGCGGCCCACUGAGGCCCCAGAGGCAGAUCAGACCCCUUAGACCCUGACAGCUGCUCCUUCUUUCAGGAGUGUGAUCGACCCUCAAUCUCUCUGGCUGUCUGUAUAUCAAGACUGAAUCCUGACCCUCUAAAUAAACAAAGUCUCUAAGCACAAA
This is a messenger RNA of Homo sapiens (human), 1835 nucleotides long. RefSeq names its product keratin associated protein 5-5 (gene KRTAP5-5). NCBI's taxonomy places the organism in Eukaryota, Metazoa, Chordata, Mammalia, Primates, Hominidae. The record is from RefSeq and is a predicted model, not a curated record. The transcript has a single exon. The coding region runs from base 794 to 1459 and encodes 221 amino acids.